CUAGCGAGGAUUAAAAAAACAAUAGGUGAGCUUGCUUCUAGCUCAUGCUAACCAGCGUUUACCGGCAACUAGCUAUUUACACAGCCGUAACGUUGGCACACCCCCAGCAAACAAACUAGCUAAGAUUAGUCAUGGAUAUGUGCUCUCAUGCUUUAUAUGGUCAACUAAAAUAGUGAACGACAGUUGGGGAAAUGGAGGAGUAACGUUAGCUUACUAGCUAGUUUAUAUAAAAUAACGUGUGUAGCGUCUUCCCUCAGUGCCGAAACAAUGUUGCAUCCAUCCGCUUGUAUGUGUGUGAUGAGGAGCCAAUCCCGCCUCGUGAUUUGCUCGACCUUCGUGGUACCCCCUCGUGGACGUGGCAGUGAUGAGCUUUGACAGGGGACCACCAGACAGUGAAUUUCUCAAUCUACCGUCCGGGAUUUGUCUUUGUUUGAUUUUUGGAAACGGUCCUCUGCAAACCGGAAUGUUGAAUACAAUUACAUGUGAAGUUACUCUAUCGGUUAUCUGCGUAGUUGGUCCUUUUGCGGGUAGGACUUUUGACUAUCGACAGGAGAGUCUUAACACAACUUUUCAAAGCACUGGUAGUCCGUUCAGAUAACUAUCACCUGAAGCAUGCACACGUUAUGUAAAUACUUGCAUGCAUACUUGCCAAACAUGUACAGUGCUCAUGUUUACAUGGUUUUACGCCUGCUUCAAGUGAUAUAAUUCUGAACACAACUCAGUGCUUUGAAAAGUUGGUCUAAUAAUACUUUCCUAUGGAUGUAUUGGCUCAAAUUCCAACCUGCAAAAGGACCAACGACGCAGACAACCAGUAGAGUAAACACAUUUUAUUAUAUUCAACAUUUCGGCUUAAAAAGGACGAGAGGCCCAUUUCCAGAAUCAAACACUGGAAAAAAUGCUAUGAAAAAUGCCUUGAGGCCGAUACGUAAAGCUUAAUAAAGAACAGUGAUACUAGCAAGAGCAGUGGUCGUGGCUUCUAUUUUCUUUCAUGUUAUUCAAUUGUUACCAUGCACCUGCAACAUAGAUAGCUCAACUGUGCAAGUGCCUUUUUGGAUUCAGAAUCAAACACAGAAAAAUCCCGGAAGGCGCCAUCUGAUUCCCAGGCAAUGAUGAGCUUUGCUAGUGAACGCUCAACCAAAGUUACUGGGUCAGAAACACCCUUUCACUGAGGUCAUCAAAGCCAACAUUGGAGAUUCACAUGCCAUGGGGCAGAAGCCAAUCACCUUUCUCCGUCAGGUGGUGGCUCUCUGCUCAUUCCCAGAGCUGUUGGACAGCUCUAGUUUCCCAGAAGAUGCCAAACAACGUGCCCGUCGCAUUCUACAGGGCUGUGGGGGACAGAGCCUGGGGUCGUACAGUGCCAGCCAGGGAGUGGACUGUAUUCGGCAGGACAUUGCUGUCUACAUCGAGCAACGGGAUAAGGGUGUGCCUGCCGACUGGGACAAUAUUUACCUCACCACCGGAGCUAGUGAUGGCAUCGUGAGCAUCUUGAAGAUGCUGGUGUCGGGCCAGGGCCGGUCCAGGAGCGGUGUGAUGAUCCCCAUUCCUCAGUACCCCCUGUACUCUGCAGCCAUCUCUGAGAUGGAGGCCGUUCAGAUCAACUACUACCUGGACGAGGACAACUGCUGGGCCCUGGAUAUCAACGAGCUCCACAGAGCCUACCAGGCUGCCAAGGAGCACUGUCACCCCAGAGUCAUCUGCAUCAUCAAUCCAGGCAACCCUACCGGUCAAGUGCAGAGUAAGAAGUGCAUCGAGGAAGUGCUCCACUUUGCCUACGAGGAGAAUCUGUUUGUUAUGUCCGAUGAGGUGUAUCAGGACAAUGUGUACUCCCCAGACUGUCAGUUCCACUCCUUUAAGAAGGUGCUCUAUGAGAUGGGCCCAGAGUACUUCAACACUGUCGAGCUGGCCUCAUUUCACUCCACCUCCAAAGGCUACUCAGGAGAGUGUGGGUUUAGAGGGGGCUAUAUGGAGGUUCUCAACCUCGACCUGGAGGUCAAGGCCCAGCUGGUGAAGCUGCUUUCUGUUAGACUGUGUCCCCCUGUCUCUGGACAGGCUGCCAUGGAUGUUAUCGUCAACCCUCCUCUGCCACACGAACCCUCCUACCUCCAGUUCCACAAGGAGAAGAGUGCUGUGCUUGGAGCUCUGGCUGAGAAGGCCCAGAUGACUGAGCAGAUCCUCAACACGGUGCCUGGGAUCAAAUGUAAUCCUGUGCAGGGAGCCAUGUACGCCUUCCCACGCAUCUUCAUCCCCCCACGAGCUGUGGAGGCGGCCAUGUCCCUGGGAAUGUCUCCUGACAUGAUGUACUGUCUGAGACUGCUUGAGGAGACUGGCAUCUGCCUCGUUCCAGGCAGUGGCUUCGGCCAGAGGGAAGGGACAUAUCACUUCAGAAUGACCAUUCUGCCCACGACAGAGAAGCUGAAGGUGCUCCUGGAGAAGUUCCAGGAUUUCCACAUCAAGUUUCUGAAGGAGUACGCGUCAUUGGAGGAACCAAAGAGAUCAGAGGAUGACACACAGGAAGCACUGAAACAGUUCAGAUAGUCCCAGUUUAACACACAAACAAAAACAGCAUUUACGGAGGUAUCGACUAACAUAAUGUAAAGUAAAAAAGUAACCCCUUUUUUACUCUACUAGUGUAACCUAUGAUUGCUUGAAGUUUUAUCUGAUUUUAGGAACAGUACUUGUUUGAGAGACAUUUGUGCCUUUGUCAGACGAGGUAAAAGUGGGGAGAAACGAUGCCGUCUGUACAGAUGUUAAAGGGGCAAUCUGCAGUUGCUACAUACAUUUUAGGACUUGUAAAUUAAAUUGUAGUUCAAUGUACCCAUUGAUUCUUGAAGAAUACAACUUAUAAAUGUCUCAUAAGCUGUCGUACCACAUCAGAACACAAAAUAAUCUUUGUAAAUGUAAACAAACACUAUAUGGUUAAAACGGUAAUGUUGAUAUCAUGGAUGAUCAGUCCUUGCAUCCAUAGCUCUGGCUAUGAAUUUGGUUACAAUUCUCCAGUCCCAUCCCUCAGAUUUUUAUUGAAACUGGCAGUGAGGAUGUUUUAUUGUAACUACUGCUGAUUGCCCCUUUAACACUAAAGCAAUGUACAUUGUGAUGUACGCAAAGGUGCUCCAUUAUAGAGGAUGCACUGGGGAUUUUUUUUCUAGCACUCCAUUUUGUUGUUUUUGUGCCCGGGAAGUUAUUUACACCGUUUUGUAUUUUCUACCUGUCUUGAGGCUUUUCUGUCUCCUUAGAGGCAUUUUGUGUUGGAGAUCUACACCACGGGGCACUGUAAGUGCAAAUAUUAUCUUAGAACCAGCUGUACCUUUUCCAUGAGCCAAAUGGAACUGGGGAACAGAGGUUGUUUAUGUAGGUCAUGGACUCCGGACAAUGAGUACUGCUACAUCAGCUCUUUCUGGUCCGAAAAACAGCGGGGAGGGAUUCUCUUAACCAUUUCUAACAUAACAUCCUAUCUCUCCAAGUCAUAAAGCUUUAAGCCUGCAUAGCUCACUGUUGGGCACAUGUUUACCCAUAUAGUACCUGUCUAGCAUGACACUGAUAUGAGGUGUCAGAUGCACUUGGAGAGGGUUUUUUCGAGUGUGUGUGUGUGUGUCUGUACUCUGCCUAGUUGCAGUAUUAUGUGCUUGUUAUGGAAAAAAAAUUGUUUGUGUGCUACUCUUAAAUGAGCUUAAAGGUCAAACCAAGGGAACCGUAGGUUCUGAUGAUAAUUCUGUAUAGGCUAAUUAUUGCACAGAUUGUUUAUGCUUUUUACUGACAGUGGCUUUGUCUUUCAUUCACAUUUGUAUCACAACUGAGAAUGAGAAAGGGAGUACGGUUACAUCUCAGACAAUAGAGAUGGUGGGUUGAAUGCACUUUAGUGUUUUUGUUUGUAAAAUGUCUCUUUCUGCACACUGCGAGCGGGAAGAAAUGUCAUUGGAAAGUGAAACGCUACAAUUUCCUUUUUUAGGUUGGAGAUGAGCAUAGUGACCCACACAAGGCAGAUUUAACUUUUAUUCUCUGAUACCGUAUCAUCUCAUCUCUAUUUUUGUAUGCAGUUUAAUGCUGAAUGAAGUGUUGACGCAUUAACGGAACCUCGGCAGCCAUUCGAUGUAUGAAACUCUUGACUGACCUCAACAUGAAUUGUUUUUAACCAUUUGACUGCAAUGAGGUGCCUUCAAUGGCAAUGAGCUGUAACUUACAUUGAAUGACUUUUGAGAAUGUCAAUAAAUUAAUAUUUUUUAUUAAUGCUAUGGCAUUUUUAAAAAUGUACAUUUUCUGCUAAAUGUUUUAAUUUGUGUGCCUGCUUUCUAUUCAACAGUAUUUCUUCAUGAGCUGAAAGUUAACUGGAAAAGGUUUUGGGUUCAACAUCGAUGUGCUUAUAAAUAUCAAGUUUCUAACUGAAAUAAGACUUAACCCUAGUUUCUGCUUGUCUUGUUUAUGUUUUGGAUAUAAAAAAAUUUAAAUUCCAGAUUUGGAUUUCUUCUUUUGUUACUUCUGUUGUUUUGUACAAUAAAUACUUUUGAGAUCCA
Salmo salar (Atlantic salmon) is the source of this 4508-nucleotide messenger RNA. The record is from RefSeq and is a predicted model, not a curated record. NCBI's taxonomy places the organism in Eukaryota, Metazoa, Chordata, Actinopteri, Salmoniformes, Salmonidae.